This is a messenger RNA of Parascedosporium putredinis, 891 nucleotides long. The record is from the annotation of a GenBank genome assembly. NCBI's taxonomy places the organism in Eukaryota, Fungi, Ascomycota, Sordariomycetes, Microascales, Microascaceae.
AUGAACUACAUCUACUCCACCGUUAACACCCUCCGGGACCGGUACACGCCCGUCGCCACCACCUCUACAUUCCGCAAGACGGGCGAGAUCAACCCGAACGAGUUCGAAGAGGCUGGUGACUACCUCGUCUCCAAGUUCCCCACCUGGUCCUGGGGCGACGCCGACGACGAAUCCCGCCGUGUUCCCUUCCUACCCCCGGGAAGCAACCGGCGCCGCCGGCGGGCUAGUGCGGGCGGCGACGACGACGACGAUGGCUGGUUGAGGACUGGCGGUCUAGCGAGCUCGCAGCCGCUCAAGGCGAGAGAGAUUCGCGCGGUGGACGAGGCCGGCAACGUUGCCGAGGGCCAAGUGGUUGAAGACGACGAGAUCCCGGACAUGGAGGAUGAGGAAGACGAUGAUGCCAUCAUUAAGGACACCGGUGCCGAGAGCAAGAGCGGUGGCCGGCGAACUUACAACCUCUACAUAAUGUACUCUCCGUACUAUCGUACCCCGCGUCUCUACCUCUCUGGGUAUUCUCCCAACGGCCAGCCCCUACCUCCCAAGUUUAUGAUGGACGAUAUCGUCGGCGACUACAAGGACAAGACCGUCACCCUCGAGGACUUUCCCUUCUUCGCCAACAACAUCAAGAUGGCUUCGGAGAAGCUCCGCGCCGCCGCCGCGGAUCAGGGCUCUGCUACUGGCGCUGACACCCUCGUUGAAGAGGUGAAGAAGCUUGAUGUCAAGGAUGCCGAGGCAGAGGCAGACAAGGCGGAGGACUGGGAAGAGGUACAACAGAACGAGAUUGAUGAUCAGGAGGUCGCCAUUCGCGUCGACCAGUACCUAGUAGUAUUUCUCAAGUUUAUGGCGAGUGUUACGCCAGGUAUCGAGCAUGAUUUCACGAUGGGUGUUUAA